AUGGUGCCGGCCAUCCGACUCGUGUUUGCUGCCGCCAUGAAGCGUCUCUGCUGUGUGCUCCUGGUGCCUUUCUUCUUUGCGGGACUUCAGGCUCAGUGCCCCUCACCAGCCAGCCUUGUAAACGAUGCAGGGGAGAAGCUCUGUGCCCGUAUGUUUGAACACAGCAGUAUUUACUUUGACCAGUCCUGCGGUGGUGCCUACCUAGAUGCCAAGAGCGGAGACGACUUCCCUUACAUGCCGCUUGGAUGGGGAAACAAGAUUUCAUCCUUGGUGGUUGCAAGUCAUUGCACCCUGAAAGUGUAG
Molecule: messenger RNA, 303 nt
Organism: Bufo bufo (common toad)
Lineage: Eukaryota; Metazoa; Chordata; Amphibia; Anura; Bufonidae
Product: syncollin-like
Exons: 1
Coding region: 1-303 (100 amino acids)
Biological process (GO): exocytosis
Cellular component (GO): secretory granule membrane
Source: RefSeq, a predicted model, not a curated record